AUCCGAAAGAGAAGAGAGCAGAGCGCGCGCUUGAGUUACUGAGAUCUGCGGCCGCUGGAAGUUUGUCUAUGCGGACUCUGGUUUCUGCUCUCGUCCUUUUACAAUCUCCAGACGCCGAGGACGAUCUUCUACCUCGCCGAGUUGAAAAACCAGCGCUCGAUUUUCACUGAAAACUCGUUUCCGUGGCGCUCAGCGAAAUCAUGUCUGCCUCAGCGGCUAAAGUCAGUAAAAAGGAACUGAACUCGAACCACGACGGAGGGGACGAGACUUCGGAAAAAGAACAGCAAGAAGCCAUCGAGCACAUCGAUGAAGUACAGAAUGAAAUUGACAGACUGAAUGAGCAGGCAAGUGAGGAAAUUCUCAAAGUUGAACAGAAGUACAACAAACUCCGCCAGCCGUUCUUCCAGAAGAGGUCAGAACUCAUCGCCAAAAUCCCAAACUUUUGGGUCACAACGUUUGUCAACCACCCACAAGUUUCGGCUCUUCUUGGGGAGGAAGAUGAAGAGGCGCUUCACUAUCUGACCAGAGUAGAGGUCACAGAGUUUGAAGACAUCAAAUCUGGCUACAGAAUAGAUUUUUAUUUCGAUGAAAACAUGUAUUUCGAGAACAAAGUCCUCUCCAAAGAAAUCCACCUGAACGAAAGCGGAGACCCAACCUCAAAGUCAACAGAGAUCAAAUGGAAACCGGGAAAAGAUCUCACAAGCCGGUCCAGUCAGACACAGAGUAAAGCAGGCAAGAAAAGACAACAUGAAGAGCCAGAGAGUUUCUUCACCUGGUUCACGGAUCAUGCUGAUUCAGGGGCCGAUGAACUGGGAGAAGUCAUUAAAGACGACAUCUGGCCUAAUCCGCUACAGUACUACUUGGUCCCAGACAUGGAGGAUGAGGAAGGAGAAGGAGAGGAUGAAGACGACGAUGAGGAAGGUCUGGAUGAUAUUGAUGAAGAGGGAGAUGAUGAUGGAGAGGAAGAGGACGAUGAUGAUGGAGAGGAUGAUGAAGGUGAUGACGACUGAAGCUGAAAUCGAGGAAUAUAAUCCACAUUUUCCCCAGUCCUGUUUCCAAAUUGCUUCUUUGGCUUUUUUUGUUAUUUUUUUCGUGGAGCAAGAAUGAUGCUUUUUUCCUCCCUCUUCUCUUCAGAUUGUUUUGUUUUUUGCUCCAUCUUUCCUCUGUCCUGAACUUGCCAUGUUGAAGUCCCCCGAACAGACUCACAAUAAACUGACUGCAAAAUCUUGCCAACAUGGCAUCUACCAUCUCAAUUUCCAAAUGCAUUUCGAGGUAAAAAGCAAAACACUGUAGUUAUCGGCUGCGCGCCGUCUGGAGUAGACUUACAAAUAGUGCUUUCGUUUUGUUUUUUUAUAAAUAUAUAUAUGUACAAAUAUGUAUAAUUUUCUUCCUGUUAAAGUUUUGUGUAGGUAAUUGAACAGAAGCCAUGGUGCGCAGUGAUCUGCUAGCUCUAGCGUUCUCCACAGUUUGCUUUUCUUUAUUUUGGGUGUUUAAACCCGUCAUGGUUUAAUCAGCUGAUAGACUUCAGUAGUAAAUCCCGUCACCUCUUGUAAUGUCUGUUCUGGAGGGCUGAGGAAAGACACCAUCACUGAGUCUUUGAUUUUUAUCUUGUCUUGUUUUACAGACGUUCACCAGAUUUGAAAUGGAUAACAUUUUUGAUAAAGAAAAUAAAAUAAUAAAAAAAC
Danio rerio (zebrafish) is the source of this 1685-nucleotide messenger RNA. RefSeq names its product SET nuclear proto-oncogene a (gene seta). Lineage: Eukaryota; Metazoa; Chordata; Actinopteri; Cypriniformes; Danionidae. The record is from RefSeq and is marked provisional. Gene Ontology annotation, cellular component: nucleus; cytoplasm. Gene Ontology annotation, biological process: nucleosome assembly.